Carcharodon carcharias (great white shark) is the source of this 5774-nucleotide messenger RNA. RefSeq names its product TBC1 domain family, member 17 (gene tbc1d17). Bases 77 to 2134 code for a protein of 685 amino acids. NCBI's taxonomy places the organism in Eukaryota, Metazoa, Chordata, Chondrichthyes, Lamniformes, Lamnidae. The record is from RefSeq and is a predicted model, not a curated record. Gene Ontology annotation, molecular function: GTPase activator activity. The transcript is spliced from 19 exons. Gene Ontology annotation, biological process: activation of GTPase activity.
CCAGCAGCCAAUAAGAAAUCGGCAUGAUCCGGAAAUGAUGCAAGGAGAAUUGUUUUGAGACGAGCAGAAGUGAAGGAUGGGAUCUUCCACAGAGAACCAUAAGUACAGGGACACUGUGACACAGUGUGAAAUGUCAACCGGAGAAAGUCACAAGGUCGUCUUUGAGAAAGAGGGUGUGUUUCUGCACACAAGCACAAAACGGAAUAAUGACCAGGAUACACUUAUCCCCGGGGUAAUUCGGAUCCUCGAGAAGGGUUCUGAUACUGUGAUGGAUUGGACUCCAAUCAGUGAGAGCCGAGAGCAUCCUCAAUUCCUGUACUCCAAGAAGGAUUCCACCGUAAAUGGGGCCAGUCACACAGAGGAGGAGAUGUUUGACCCAGGUUACGAACCAGAUUGGGCCGUUAUUAGCACAGUAGGAACCAGGGUGCGCCCACUGGAGGAAUUACCUGCUGCAACCCAGUGCUCCGGAACAUCCAGCAAGUGGGCAUUCUCUCUCAGUCUGUCUGAACUCAAAUCCAUCCGGAAAAACAAGCCCGGCCUGGGCUGGUCGUACCUCAUCUUCAUCAGCAAAGAUGGCAUCUCCUUCCCAGCUCUUCACUUCCACGCCGGUGGCACCAGAGCCUUACUCAAGUGCCUGUGUAAAUACGUAGUGCUGGCCACUUCCAAGAAGGACCCUCGUCUUUAUCUGGUCUACUCUCAUGAUUCUCACGCUUUGUCCCAAUCCUUUGACGAGUUGCAGCUAUUCGAUGAGCAUUCUUCAGAUUUGGUGUCUCGCUUUAUACAAGACCCUUAUGCUGCCACUUUCGGCAGCUUCUCCAAAGUGACCAACUUCCUGCGUGGAGCACUGCGGCCCCAAGAUGGUCCCCGGCACCGUCCGCUGCGCGAGAUGGCGAGCGGGCUGGACUUGGAGCAGCAGGACGAGCCGGGCUUCGAGGUCAUCACCUGUCAAGCUGAUCUGGGCCAGAGGCCCACUGUACAGAGGCAGGAGACUCUAACAGCAGUGGAGUGGGAAAAACAUCUGGACCCAGAGGGAAGAGUUCAUGAUGUGGAAGAAUUGAAGAAAAAGAUUUUCCAAGGAGGACUGUGCCACAGCAUCCGUCGGGAGGUCUGGAAGUUCCUGCUGGGAUACUACCCCUGGGACAGCACAGCUGAGGAACGCAAAGCUGUGGUGAAGCAAAAAACGGAUGAGUAUUUCCGGAUGAAACUGCAGUGGAAGUCGGUGACUGAGGAUCAGGAGCGCCGGAAUUCCCUGCUGCGAGCAUACAAGAGCCUGAUUGAACGGGACGUCAGCAGGACCGAUCGCAACAACAAGUUCUACGAGGGGAACGACAACCCAGGCUUGGUGCUGCUGAAUGACGUGUUGAUGACUUAUUGCAUGUACAACUUUGAUCUGGGUUAUGUUCAGGGAAUGAGUGAUCUCCUCUCGCCAAUACUGUACGUUACGCAGAACGAAGUCGACUCCUUCUGGUGUUUCACGGGCUUCAUGGAACAAGUGCACCGUAACUUCGAGGAGAGUCAAGAGAGCAUGAAGGAGCAGCUGGAGAAGUUGGCCCUACUCCUGAGAGUGCUGGAUUCAGCCCUCUGUGAUUUCCUAGAUUCCAGAGAGUCGGGGAACCUGUGUUUCUGCUUCCGCUGGCUCCUCAUCUGGUUUAAGCGGGAAUUCUCUUUCCCAGAUAUACUGCGGCUGUGGGAGGUACAGUGGACAGGCCAACCAUGCCCAAAUUUCCACCUGCUGGUCUGCUGCGCCAUUCUGGACUCCGAGCGUGAUGCGCUGAUGAACCCCAACUACGGCUUCAAUGAAAUACUCAAGCACAUCAAUGAGCUGACCAUGAGAUUGAACGUGGAAGACAUCCUGUGCCGAGCUGAAGCCAUCUUCCACCAGCUAGCGGCCUGUCCGCAGCUGCAACGGAGCGUGCAGCAGAUUCUGGGCCUAGCAGAGGAGACCACCCCCACCCCCAGCUCCAGCUCCAGCUCGGGCUCUGGCACCGGCAGCUCCCCUCAAGCUCUCUCCCCCAGCCAGACGCACGAGUCGGAGCUGACGGACAGCGCCUCGCACAGCCUGCCCGACAGCAGCAUCGAGAUUUUACACACCGAGGACGGCACCAUCGGAUCCGGCCAGAGCCCGUGGCAAUGAGUGCCUUUUAAUCUCUACAUUCCGCUCGGAGAUUUGAAGUAUUCACGGCACUUGCUCACAGAUGUUGUCACAGAAGUUGGCUUGGCUCAUUUGACAAGGAUUUCACUUCGACUCUGAUGUUCGGGCAUUCCAGACCAACUCUGCACAUAACCUAGGCUGACAUACCACUACCAUAGCGAGGGGACACCGCUCUGCCAGAGGUGCCAUCUUUAUCUUCAACUCUGACAUUAAGCCAAGUCAGUCCAUUCUGAUGUGUUGGAUAACACGUCCAACAGCAUUAGUUUAAGAAAAGGGUCAUUUUCCCAAUGUCCUAGCCAACAUUCCUCCCUCAACUUAACACCACCCAGUGCAGAUUGCCCAAUUGGUCACCUGAUUGCUCGUUUGGGAUCUUGCUCUUACACAAGAUGUCUGUAUAUUAAUCUGUGUAUUAGGCUCUACUUUAAGUAAUUAAGUGCUUUGAGGCAUUUCUGAGAUUCUUUGUUAAGAUGCUGUAUACGUUAGCUUUUCUCUAGUAAAAUAUUUCAGUGAAGCUGGUAGAUUUGGGUUCAAGUCCUUGAGACACACUCUGAAUCGCUGUCACUGAGGGGAAGCAGCAAACUAGACACAUGCAAGGUUUUAUUUUGUGUUUGUACUUUAAUGACCUGUGACUUUAUUCUACCUAAAAAUUGGUUGGAAGACCUUUCAUAGACACUAGUUUUAUGUUAAAAUAUUUAUAUAACAAUGUAAUAGGAACAUCUGAUUGAAUGUGUGUGUUUCAAAUUAAUCUUCCAUUGUGCCAUUCUGAUGGAAUGGUGAAAUGUUAUUCACAUAAAUUCAAAUUGCAUUUAAGUUGAGCCGGAAUGUACAGUGUAAUGUCGCCUCUCCCUGCCCAUGUGCAGGUUCGUUUAUCUUCUCUUACCCACUCACUGGGGUUUCUCCGUUUUUUAUUUUUUAGCUUAAAAGUAUAAAUCCCAGACCAUUCAAUCCUCUUGCGAGCUGACAUGGGACAGAAAGCUGCCCCAACUUUUCCAUCAAAAAGGCCUAGUAAAUGGCAAAUACCACAAGUUCUGUCCUUCAGUAGGAUCUAUAGCAUGUGUUUGGACAGUGUAGAGGGAGCUUUACUCUGUAUCUAACCCCAUACUGUACCUGUCCUGGGAGUGUUUGAUGGGGACAGUGUAGAGGGAGCUUUACUCUCUAACACAUGCUGUACCUGCCCUGGGAGUGAUUCACCCUAGGAUUGGAUGCCUGAUGCAGAAAUUUCAUUCCCAGCUCAGAAGUGCACAACUUUGACGCACAAUAUACCUGGUUUAGGCAGAUGCCCACAGUAACCAGCAUUGUGUGCCGAUGCACCAAAUACAAGAUAAUGUAUAGGGUCUGGCUCAAAGCCUGUAAGCUUUUUAAAAAAUUAUUCUUUCACAGUAUGUGGGCAUCUCUGGCAAGACCAGCAUUUAUUAAUUACACUCGAAGGUCUGGUUACAGGAAGGGCAGGUUUUUUAUGUGGUUUUACUAUCUGAUUAGGUGAUCCUUUAUGCUGUCAUGAAUAUCACACCCGCCACCCACCGUUAUCCAAAAAAUGACCCUUUUAUUAUUAUUUAACUGAGGAGUGAUCAGAUCCUGUCAGCUGAUGGCUUAGAAAGUGUCCUUGAGGUUAGCUUAGCCCUGAGCUAUAUCACUUCCCUGUAAAAUGCUGCACACGAUACUGUUUAACUCAGUGCUCAGCAGGUUAGCAAAGGGUUAAUUCUGUGUUCUCUUUGGCUCCUGUGCAGCCAGACAGGAACAGUUGAGUUGAAAGUUCAAUGGUUGUGAUGUGAUCAGAACCAGAUUAUCGAGCUGCCAAUUAACACUAAUUAUAAAAUAUGUAUCUAUCCUUAUGCUGCUUUGAUUUUUUUUUUUUUCUCUAUGUUAUACUAUAGAGUAUAUUUCCCUGAUUGGAGGUAAUCCAGAUGGUGGGCUUUUUUUUUAAAGUACAGAACUAUUAUUUCCUGCAGCCCCAAUGUAAAUUUCUGCCAUGAAGAGAAGGUACGUCUAAAGUGGCCUGUGCCUUUAAGAGCACACGGUCCUUGUUCUGUUAAGUAGGUACACCUGAGGCCUCAGGCCCACUGUCAGAACUUUGGAACAGGAGGAGGCCAUUCAGCCCCUCGAGGCUGUUCCAUCAUUCAGUUAGAUCAUGGUCGAUCUCCUACCUUAACUCCCAUCCACAUGCCUUGAUUCCAUAGACCCUUAAGACACUUGCCUAACAACAAUCAAUGUCUCCAUUCUCAGUUGAUUCCUUCCUCAGCCUCAACAGCAUUUCUAAGGGAGGGAGUACCAGAUUUCCACUACCUUUUUUUUGCAUGAAGAAGUGCUUUCCGACAUCACCUCUUCCCCGCACACCCCACCCCCCUCCCCAUCCCCAGCCCCUGAAUGGCCUUGGCUCUAAAAGUGACUCACCCCCCCGCCCCCCCAAGGAUCACCAGCUUGAAGACCUAUGUGUUAAACACGGGGCAAUUUGGAUUCUAUGCUGGAAACCGUAGAAUCAUAUACUACAGAAGAAGGCCAAUCGGCCCAUUGUGCCUGUGCUGGCUCCUGGAAAGAGCUAUCCAAUCAGCUAACCACACCCCCUGCUCUUCUAAAGCCCCCACCCCCCGCACCCUGCAUAUUCCUGCAAUUAGAAAUGAAUGAGAAAGAGUUGAUCCUUUUCCAGUCAGCUAGGUCCAGUGGGCUGCGUGACAUCAAUAGAAUGCAGGAUAUGAAAGUAAUAGGAAGCAAAGUAACUCACAGCAGCUCCAAGCACUUGUGAUCUAAGCACUCUCUGGCUGAUCAGAAACAUUUUGAUGUGCAUAAUGUUUAUUAAUGAGCUUGUUGAUAUUAAUGAGCGUAAGAAUUUUCAUGAACGAGCAGUCCCCCCAUGCACUGGAAACCUGCUAGCACAGCACUCCCACCCGGAGCCUGCUUUGCUCCAACCAGGGGCUCUUGCUCCCCGUAAGGACUCUAUUCUGCUUGUGCAAUGAAGUGGGAUUCGCUAAUUGGGAAGUUCCCGCUGUUGUCCACUUGGCAGCAGAGUAUUAAUAGGCGAGAAUGUUUCAGUAAUGAUUCUGUUGGCUGUUGCUCAAUGUUAAUGUCAUUCCAAUGGAGAAAAAGCUUUUUUCCCCCAUGCAUUUUAACCCAACACAUUUUUAUGGUGAGAUGGCUUAGCCAGUCUGAUGAGCUGAGCUCAGAGUGACAUUGUCUAAUUCACCUUAAACCCAGCACAAAAUCUUCCCUUUGGGAUGCAUCACUUUUGCAGAUGCGGUAGGGGCAUUGGAAAAGUGGAACAUAGACCAGCUCCUCCAACCUGCUGUCUGGUGCCUGCUCCACUGGCAGGACAGGUCCAGGAACAUUGAGAAUUGCAUAUAAACCAGUCUACCCCAAGGCUAGAGUCAGCGUGCUCAUGGAUGUUAUCACUGGUGACUAACUGGUAUUAUCCCCUCCUCCUCACCUCCCUCAGUGGUUAGGAGAGUGUGCCCAUCACAAGCAGUACCUGAUCAAUAUUGGAUCCGUGAAGUAAGGGUUGCUGUGACCCCACCUGUAUACUGGCUGGCACUGUGCUGCAGUGUCAAUGUCUGUCUUGAAAUUUUUUGUGAUUGUAAAAUGUAUGAUUGUAAUUUGCUUCAUUAAAACAAUGACCCAAUCAUUAACACAG